AUGUCGCUGACCAACGUUAUCGACCCGGAGAAUGCCCCAAACUACGAGGACAUGGAGAAACAAUUCGCCGUGAGGGCAGUGCAGCAUAUGACGGUCUAUUGGGGCAUUCUCGAAAAGAUACCUGGCUCAAAACUUCGCUUGACUCGACUUGACGACGAGAUCCUAGAGCACUUUAAGCGUGAAUUUCCGGAUUUCGACCCUGCUGAGGAGAUUGACGAGGAUGCCAUGAAGAGUAAAGAGGGCAAAGAGAAGUGGCGCAAUUUUGCCCAGGUCUACGAAAAGGGCGAGAAGAAAAUCGAAGACUACAACUUCGGCACCAUGCUGAGGAAGAGUCCCAAAACCGAGUAUGGCGAAAAGGAGACCAUUUUUGUGAUUCGGGUGCAAUUCUAUGCCAUCGAAAUUGCUAGAAACAGAGCUGGACUGAACGACUGGAUUUAUGAAAACGCACAGAAGCAAGAGAAGAAGUCAUAG
Molecule: messenger RNA, 471 nt
Organism: Fonsecaea pedrosoi CBS 271.37
Lineage: Eukaryota; Fungi; Ascomycota; Eurotiomycetes; Chaetothyriales; Herpotrichiellaceae
Exons: 1
Coding region: 1-471 (156 amino acids)
Cellular component (GO): cytoplasm
Source: RefSeq, a predicted model, not a curated record